This is a messenger RNA of Telopea speciosissima, 1020 nucleotides long. RefSeq lists its product as uncharacterized. The record is from RefSeq and is a predicted model, not a curated record. The transcript has a single exon. The coding region runs from base 1 to 1020 and encodes 339 amino acids. NCBI's taxonomy places the organism in Eukaryota, Viridiplantae, Streptophyta, Magnoliopsida, Proteales, Proteaceae.
AUGGUGGACCUUGGUAGGAAUCCCAAAAUCCUGAAAUUCACCAAGUUCUCUAGAGAAGACAAGGUCUCCACCAUUGAACACAUAGCCCGUUUCACGGUGCAGUGUGGAAAUUUGGGAGGAAUCAAAGCAGCAAAGCUCAGGCUGUUCCCCAAUUCCCUGACAGGGGCGGCCUUCACCUGGUACUUUAACCUACCCGCCAACUCGGUCCAAAGCUGGCAAAAGAUGGAGGAGUUAUUCCAUACCCAGUUCUAUCGGACUGAACCUGAGGUCACAAUAGCAGACUUGGCUAAGAUGACUCAAGAGUCAGGAGAGACCAUAGAAGGGUUCAUUACCCGUUUCAAGACGGUGAAAUACAAGUGCCCUACUCCUUUGCCUAAGGCCGAAUACGCAAAGAUGGCCUUAGGAGGGCUCAGCUUUGAGUUUCGGAAAUGGUUUACUGGCCAGUACUUCCUUGACUUGGGGCAGUUAGUACUUCAAGCCGUGCCUUACGAGCAGUUGCUUAAAGAGGAGGGCCAGCAUCAAGCGGCCUCGAUUAGAAUAUAUUAUAAAGAUUUCGCUGGUCAGGCAUUCCCGUUACUAGGUACUGGUAACCAAAAACAAGUGGACUACGUGGAAUUUGAGAUCGACGCGGCAGAGAUCUUGGAGGGGAAGCCAUAUGUGUGCAAGGCCUUGGCCAGACCCAGCGAACAAGCUAAACAGGCCGAAUCUAAGGCCGCACCUCAACGGAUCUAUGACUCAAAAGUAAAUUACUCCUUUGAUAUUUCCAAGGCCGAGGUAAUCUUUGACCAGUUGCUUAAGGAUAAGCAGAUGAAACUGCCUCCAGGGCACCAGAUACCUCCCAGUCAUGAACUGAAGGACCAGAAGUACUAUAAGUGGCACAACACUCGUACCCAUACAACAACUAAUUGUGUGGUUUUACGCAAUGCCUUGCAGAAAGCUAUCACAAUUGGGUGCCUGCAGUUUCCUAUAAAGGAAAAGGGGUCAUGGUGGUGGACGAAGACCCAUUUCCAGUCAACAUGA